Messenger RNA from Vigna umbellata (rice bean), 635 nucleotides. The record is from RefSeq and is a predicted model, not a curated record. NCBI's taxonomy places the organism in Eukaryota, Viridiplantae, Streptophyta, Magnoliopsida, Fabales, Fabaceae.
UUCCAGGUAACAUCUCCUUAUGGGAAUAGCCUUUACGAUAAUCAAAAUGCUACACAAGGUCAAUUUGCAUUUACAACAGAGGAGAGUGGGAACUACGUGGCGUGCUUUUGGAUGGAUGGUAAACAUGAACAAGAAGGAACUUUGAGCCUUGAAUGGAAAACUGGAAUUGCUGCCAAAGAUUGGGAGUCCGUUGCAAAGAAAGAGAAGAUCGAGGGUGUUGAACUCGAGCUCAGGAAACUUGAAGGAGCAGUAGAAGCCAUCCAUGGUUAUCUAAUUUAUAUGAAGGAUAAGGAAGCAAGGAUGAGAGAAGUCAGUGAAAAAACAAAUAGCAGAGUUGCUUGGUAUAGCGUCAUGUCUCUUGGUAUCUGCGUUUUGGUUUCUUUGUUACAAGUGUGGCAUCUGAAGCGGUUUUUUCUGAAGAAGAAACUCAUAUAGAUGUUGCUUUCAUAUGAGACUUUCACAUCACAAUAUUUUUACUCAACUUUUGGAUAGUCUAGGAUGAAUUCUAUGUUGUAUAGCUUUUUGUUUGUUGAUACUUACUAUGUAUCAUUAGGGGUGCCCCUGCAAAGGGAUAUGUGGUGUUACAUUUCAAUUUUAUAUAGAUAUGCUGAUAUGCUUAAUUGAAGAGCUAGCUA